GACAUUCUGGCUGGCUAAUUGGAAUUUGUAUAAAAAAAAUAAAACUAUGCGAAGCUGACUUUUUGACCCUUUAUGGUCACGUUUGGUUAUUUUAGCAUUAAAAAUUCUAUUGUUUAAGAAAAGACUCGCCUGAAUAAUUUAAUUAGCCGGGAAUCACGGAUGUUAUAUUUUCUAUCGUCUGGAGGUCGUUAGUCUUUAUAUCACAACAUGGCUAAACGUAAAGGACCAGGGCUGAAAAUUAUUGUUAGUCCUGAACCCGCACCUGUGGUUCCACCUGGUAACUUGGACUCACGAACAACCAUCACAAUAGGAGAUAAGACCUUUGAUGUAGAAGCAGACGACUUGGAAAAAAUCGCUGAGUUGGGACGGGGAGCAUAUGGAGUGGUAGAUAAAAUGAAGCAUAUUCCCAGUGGCACCAUUAUGGCAGUUAAACGAAUCACAGCAACAGUUAACACACAAGAACAAAAACGUCUUCUCAUGGACCUAGACAUAUCCAUGAGAAGUAGUGACUGCCCUUAUACCGUCCAAUUUUAUGGUGCCCUUUUUAGGGAAGGCGAUGUGUGGAUUUGCAUGGAAGUUAUGGACACCAGCUUAGAUAAAUUUUAUAUGAAAGUCUAUAAAAAUGGUCGAAAGAUACCUGAACAUGUGCUGGGUAAAGUGACAUUAGCAGUAGUAAGUGCCCUCCACUACCUCUAUUCAGAACUAAAAGUUAUACAUAGAGAUGUAAAACCCUCCAACAUACUUAUAAAUAGAGCAGGUGAAGUUAAAAUUUGUGAUUUUGGCAUUAGCGGUUACCUAGUGGAUUCAGUGGCCAAAACUAUAGAUGCCGGUUGUAAACCUUAUAUGGCGCCAGAGAGAAUAGAUCCACAAGGAAACCCCUCACAAUACGACAUCAGAUCUGAUGUGUGGUCAUUGGGAAUCUCCUUGAUUGAAUUAGCCACUGGAGAAUUCCCUUAUCCAAAAUGGGGUACACCAUUCGAGCAGCUGAAAGAAGUUGUAGCAGGAGAUCCUCCCAGGCUGCCUUCAAAUGAACAGUUCUCUCAGGAGUUUCAGGAUUUUAUUUCCAAGUGUUUGCAAAAGAAAUAUACCGAUAGAUGGAACUACAAACAACUACUUGAGCACGAGUUCCUGACGAAACACACCGUCCUCGAUACCGAUAUUUCCAGUUUUAUCGGAGAGAUUUUAGACUUGCCGGACACGAAUCCCUGAGAUUCGUGCACAAUUUCUUAGUUUUCCUUUUUACGCAAAUUGAAGGAGUUUUAUGCACGUGAAAUUUAGAAUAUCAAGUAUAGUCUCAACAUAAAAUUCAAACAUUUCUUCAAAAAUCAUCGUUUAGAAACAAAAAUCCUAGUCAAAAAGAGAAAUUCGUCUCCUAGUCUAACAUAUACGCGUAAAAAUGUUACUCACAAUGAAUUGAUAAAAGUAGAUAUUCAAUUUAAUGCUCAAUAGAUGGAGUUUAAAAAGACCGUUACUUCCUCAGCGCUUUACGUAUACAGGGUGUCUGUUUAUGUUAACAUGUUUUUUUUGUGGGGAAGCAGUCCCAAUCACAGUUCGCGAUAAGUUGCUAAAUAUAAACCUCAAACUACGCUAACAUAUUUAAUGAUUAACCAAAAGAAACAUUAAACCCCGUGCAAAUACCCUGUAUACUUUAUAGGUUUCAAUAAAAUGAAACAAUAAACAAGAGAAAAUGUAUUAUUUUCCUACUAUAUGAUUGCUGUUUUUUGGCAGAAACAUAUAGUUGUAAGAAAUUUGGAUUGUUUUUGUUUUAAAGUGUUUUAAUAUUUUUCGCUUGGACUUCCUCUACAGUUUCAGGGCGUUCGUUCAAGUCGCACAUUUUAAUAGGUAGGGCCUAAAAAUCAGGUUACUCUAUAUUGUAAAUAUAUUUAUAUAAAGAUUUUAAUAUUCAUUGCAACAUCACAGUUCUACUUUAUUUUUAUUUAAAUUAUCCAUACGUUUAUACUUAUUUCUUUCUAGUGUGGAGUUGUAAUUGAUUUAUUUCUUUAUUCGUAACAAAGUAUUGAUGUAACAGUAUGUUUAGUUUUCAAAAAAUAAUUUUUUUUUGUUUUAUGCCAUUUGAUACUUAAACAUUAUAUAAGCUUUUCCUAGAAGAGUUCUUUAGUUUCCUAGAUUAAUCGUUGUUAAUUGUGUGAUAGAAAAAUAAAACAUCAGUAAAUA
Anthonomus grandis grandis is the source of this 2175-nucleotide messenger RNA. RefSeq names its product dual specificity mitogen-activated protein kinase kinase 6 (gene lic). Gene Ontology annotation, molecular function: ATP binding; MAP kinase kinase activity. Gene Ontology annotation, biological process: stress-activated MAPK cascade; protein phosphorylation. The record is from RefSeq and is a predicted model, not a curated record. NCBI's taxonomy places the organism in Eukaryota, Metazoa, Arthropoda, Insecta, Coleoptera, Curculionidae. The coding region runs from base 208 to 1209 and encodes 333 amino acids. The transcript is spliced from 7 exons.